This is a messenger RNA of Cercocebus atys (sooty mangabey), 2732 nucleotides long. RefSeq names its product phosphoglycolate phosphatase (gene PGP). Gene Ontology annotation, molecular function: sn-glycerol 3-phosphatase activity. Gene Ontology annotation, cellular component: cytoplasm. NCBI's taxonomy places the organism in Eukaryota, Metazoa, Chordata, Mammalia, Primates, Cercopithecidae. The transcript is spliced from 2 exons. The record is from RefSeq and is a predicted model, not a curated record. Bases 46 to 1014 code for a protein of 322 amino acids.
GGCUGCGAGGAGCGGCCGGCGGGCGGCAGCGGCCGGCGGGCGGCGAUGGCGGCGGCGGCGGAGGCCGGUGGCGACGACGCCCGCUGCGUGCGGCUGAGCGCCGAGCGGGCACAGGCGCUGCUGGCCGACGUGGACACGUUGCUGUUUGACUGCGACGGCGUACUGUGGCGCGGGGAGACGGCCGUGCCUGGCGCUCCCGAGGCCCUGCGGGCGCUGCGGGCCCGCGGCAAGCGCCUGGGCUUCAUCACCAACAACAGCAGCAAGACCCGCGCUGCCUACGCCGAGAAGCUGCGGCGCCUGGGCUUCGGCGGCCCCGCGGGGCCCGGCGCCGGCCUGGAGGUCUUCGGCACGGCCUACUGCACCGCUCUCUACCUGCGCCAGCGCCUAGCCGGCGCGCCCGCGCCCAAGGCCUAUGUGCUUGGCAGCCCGGCCCUGGCCGCCGAGUUGGAGGCCGUGGGCGUCACCAGCGUGGGCGUGGGGCCCGAGCCACUGCAGGGCGAGGGUCCCGGUGACUGGCUGCACGCGCCGCUGGAGCCCGACGUGCGCGCAGUGGUGGUGGGCUUUGACCCGCACUUCAGUUACAUGAAGCUCACCAAGGCCCUGCGCUACCUGCAGCAGCCCGGCUGCCUGCUCGUGGGCACUAACAUGGACAACCGGCUUCCGCUGGAGAACGGCCGCUUCAUCGCGGGUACCGGCUGUCUGGUCCGAGCCGUGGAGAUGGCCGCCCAGCGCCAGGCCGACAUCAUCGGGAAGCCCAGCCGCUUCAUCUUCGACUGCGUGUCCCAGGAAUACGGCAUCAACCCCGAGCGCACCGUCAUGGUGGGAGACCGCCUGGACACAGACAUCCUCCUAGGCGUCACCUGUGGCCUGAAGACCAUCCUGACCCUCACCGGAGUGUCCACUCUAGGAGAUGUGAAGAAUAAUCAGGAAAGUGACUGCGUGUCUAAGAAGAAAAUGGUGCCUGACUUCUAUGUUGACAGCAUAGCCGACCUUUUGCCUGCCCUUCAAGGUUAAAGAUUGGGUGUCUUUAAUCUCCAGAAUAAAAAAAAAAAAAAAAAAAAAAAUUGAAAACCAGUUACCCAAAUUAAUAGGUGGGGCUUAGGCAUCUGCUCAGCUAAGUGGCUUCAAGGAGUGUAAUUGGAGUUAAGCAAAGGCAUUCAUUGUUAACCUUGUAAGUACACAUUUGGGGGACGAUUUUGUUUACAGAUGAUUGUAAUCGAAGAUGCACUUUCAGGCUUGGAAGGCAUUGUGGCGUCGGGGGGGGCAGGCUCAGCACCUGUCUGGGAUUCAGGUAACCGAGGCGGGUCUAGGGGUGUGUGUCCUGUAUUUUAUGGAAAAACUCAUUCAGGGAUCCAGCCCCUCAGGGGGCGGAGGGACUGAUAGACUAUUGGAAGAGGCUUGCAUGGACCAGGGUCCCAUCAGUGUGACUGGAAGUCCGGCGGAGCCUUCUGUGUUCCUGUGCCUCCCAGCAGGGAGAGAGUGGAGGAGGAGGCUGCUCCCAGGUGGCAUCUCCCUGCCACUGGGUACAAAGUGCUGCCCUCACCACCCUCCCGCCUCCCCUACUUCCUUGAAAACCACUCUGAUGUCACAACUGAGUGUCUGUUCCGUUUCAGAUACCCAGGGCUGCUGCCCAGUUCUGUAAAUGCAGCCCAGCUAAACCUCUUGCUGUCUCAAGUGUGCAUUUAAACCCAGGUGAUUUGGACUGAGCAGCCGCGAUGGCGUGAACGCCUUCGCUGAACUCAGGGCUGCAGUGCAGGGAGCUCAGAGCAGUGCUGCUACCAAACAGUUUUUAACUUUGAACAACUGUGUCAGGCAAUGGAGUUGAAUCUUAAGUGUGUUAAUAGCUGUGCUCUGUGUCGUAGGGAAAAUCCCACUGAAGGAGCCUCUGUGCCCUGCAGCCAGUAGCACGGCUGAAGCAUGUGUUGGCCGAGGAAUGCCUGUCAUCCAGGUGCCCUGCAUUCGGCAGCGCCGCUGAAGCAUGUGUUGGCCUAGGAAUGCCUGUCAGUCAUCCAGGGCUCUGGGAGGGGAGGGGAGGAGAGUUGUGUCCCCGAGAACAGCAAGUCCUUUACAAACCAUCCAGUCUCUUCCAGUCCUCCCAUUCCCUAGGUUGGGGUAGGGGUUAGAGGCUGGUGGCCCAGGAGGUCACCUGCCUUGCCCUGGAUUCCCUCUUCAGUGGCCAGGAGGAGGACUUGGCAGGGCCACCAGCUCGCCAAGGUUCUGGGCGGGGCUCUGGUCUCUCCUGCCUGCUCCUUUGCUCUGCUGACCUUUCACAGGCCUGACAGCAGACUCAGCAAGGCCAUCCUAGGACAGUCACCUUCUGGCUGGCUCCCUACCAGCACCUUGCCCGGCAGCUUCUCUCUUGGCCCCAUAGUCACAACACUCCACUUGGUCACAAAGACUUCAGAGCAAUAAGGGGCGUCCUGAGCCUUCAGCACCUCCCAGGCCUGGGAUGUCAGGUUUAGAGGGUGCUGCGGAGCAGCAUAAGGGCGGCUGUGCCCAUGAGGCUGGUGGCACUGACGCUGGCUUGGCUAGGUAGGCUCAAGCCGGGUCUGGCCUGGCAGGGUGCAGUCACACCAGGAGUGCAUGGCAUAUCCAGGAGUGCAUGGGAGGUGCAGCCUCAGUGAUGCCUCUCUUGCCGGGUGGGGGCUAGGAGUCCCUAUGUGCCCUGUCUCUAGCCCAUGAGGGGCUGCGGCACUGUCUGCACCAGAGCACAGAUUAAACUCUCAAACCCA